AAGAGACGGACGGUUUUACCGAGCGUACCCAAGUCGCGCAACUCCCCAAAUUCGCGGCUACAGCUCGUCGUCCCGUCCAGCCCAGAUUCCGAAUCGAUUCUUCCGUACGACUAGCGUUCGCGUCGCAAACCGUUUCACGUUGUCGAAAUAUGGGCUCGAUCGUUCUAAAAUCUCUCUCAGUCCUUCUUGGUAUUUUUUUUGUCUUCGUCGGUACCAUGAAGCUGACUUCGCAUAUCAGCAAGGAUCUUCACAAGGACUUGAGAAAGGAGUAUGUCAAAUAUGCAAAGGUGUUCCCUCUUUCUGGUACCCUGGACUUUAAAGUACCGAGCAAAUGGUAUAGAAGAGUUGUCGGAUCGCUCGAGAUUAUCUGCGGACUUGCAAUGGCGAUAGUACCGAGUCACAAAAUAAAGAACGCAUCGAACGCGGUAUUACUGUUGUUGAUGUUAAUGGCCGUAUAUUCCCACUAUAUGGUAAACGAUAAAUUCGAGAGAAUUGCUCCAGCAUUGGUAUUCUUCUUCAUGCUGACAGGACGAUUGGUGAUAGACUGGCAACUUAGACGAGAGGACGCGCAACCGGUAACGGCGAACGGAGUCGACGACAAAACCAAAAAACAGGAUUGAACUCGUGUGUCAAGACUUUAUUUCG
This is a messenger RNA of Colletes gigas, 645 nucleotides long. Its product is annotated as novel acetylcholine receptor chaperone. Gene Ontology annotation, biological process: chaperone-mediated protein complex assembly; positive regulation of protein localization to cell surface. The record is from RefSeq and is a predicted model, not a curated record. Gene Ontology annotation, cellular component: endoplasmic reticulum. Bases 150 to 620 code for a protein of 156 amino acids. The transcript has 4 exons. Lineage: Eukaryota; Metazoa; Arthropoda; Insecta; Hymenoptera; Colletidae.